This is a messenger RNA of Chrysemys picta bellii (western painted turtle), 2911 nucleotides long. RefSeq names its product cell division cycle 6 (gene CDC6). Gene Ontology annotation, biological process: cell division; mitotic DNA replication checkpoint signaling; DNA replication initiation. NCBI's taxonomy places the organism in Eukaryota, Metazoa, Chordata, Testudines, Emydidae. The record is from RefSeq and is a predicted model, not a curated record. Gene Ontology annotation, molecular function: DNA replication origin binding; ATP hydrolysis activity. Gene Ontology annotation, cellular component: nucleus.
CGUGGGCGGGGCUAGUUCGGGCCGGUGGCGGGAAGUGAGUGAGAGCGAGAGCGCGCUGGGAGCUCGGCGCGGAGCGGGAGCCGGGGUAUCCGUGUGGCAGCCAUGCCCAGCACCAGGUCGCAGACCCAGGCCGCUAUCGACUUCCCCCGGAGGAAACAGCCCAGGACGCCCGGCGCGCCCACUGCGGGUUGCAAAGAUGCCCCAUCGAACCCCACCAGGGUGACCCUCCUGACGCUCUCACCCCGGGAAAAGGUCCUGCCGCUGAGCCCCCGCAAACGCCUAGGCGAUGACAACCUGUGCAACAUCCCCCAGUCGCUGCCCUGCUCCCCGACGAAGCAGAGCAAGGGGGAGAAUGAGCUCCCGUCUGCUUCUCACAAGGGGCGACGCUUGUUCUUCAGCGAGCAGCCAACGACUGAGUCUCCUGGCAAGAGGAACAACUUGGUGCCGUCCCCGCUCCACAAGCGGCAGGAGACCCCAAGAAGCUCUGAGCGCUCUUGUCUCAACAAGCAACCUGUGUGCAUCCAGCUGUUCAGGCAGGAAGGCACUUGUUAUCAGCAGGCGAAGAGCGUUCUGCACACAGCUGUCCCUGACCGGCUUCUUGCCAGGGAGAAGGAGACUGAUGCCAUCAGGCAGUUCCUGAAAGAACAUGUCUGUGGGGAGAAACCUGGCAGUCUCUACAUCUCCGGUGCUCCUGGCACUGGAAAAACUGCCUGUCUGAGCAGAAUCCUGCAAGACUUCCAGAAUGAGCUCCCGGGCAGCAAAACCAUUGUCCUGAACUGCAUGUCCCUCAGCAGCUCCCAGGCCGUGUUCCCAGCCAUAGCUGAGCAGAUGGGCCAGCAGGGGGCGUCCAAGGUAGCUGGGAGAGACUUGGUGAGGAAGCUGGAGAAACAGCUGACAGCAGAGGGGAUGCCCAUGACCGUGCUGGUGCUGGAUGAGAUGGACCAGCUGGACAGCAAAGGACAGGACGUGCUCUACACAGUGUUCGAGUGGCCCUGGCUCAUUGGCUCCAGGCUUGUCCUCAUCGGAGUGGCCAACGCCCUGGACCUCACGGACCGGAUCCUGGCCAGGCUACAGGCCCGGCCCAAAUGCAAACCCCAGCUGCUAAACUUCCCACCUUACACAAAGGAGCAGAUUGCCUCCAUCCUGCAGGAACGGCUGAGACAGGUGUCUGGCGCUCAGGUCUUGGACAGCACUGCCAUCCAGUUCUGUGCCCGGAAAGUCUCUGCCGUUUCGGGAGAUGCUCGCAAGGCGCUGGACGUAUGCAGGCGAGCCAUUGAGAUGGUGGAGUUGGAUGUGAGAAGCCAGACUGUCUUCAAACCACUGCCUGGCUGUAAAUCGCCCGCUACCUCCCCCUCGGCCUCCCCAGUUCCUAGGAGAGUUGGGCUUCCGCACAUAUCCCGGGUGAUCUCGGAUGUGUAUGGUGACAGGAUGGCCCUGGGAAGUGAUGGAGCCAGUGACUCCUUCCCCCUGCAGCAGAAGAUUCUGGUCUGCUCCCUGCUGCUCCUAGCCAGGCAGCUGAAAGCCAAGGAGGUGACGCUGGGGAAGCUACAUGAAGCCUACAGCAGAGUCUGCCGGCGGCAGCAAAUGGCACCCGUAGCCCAGUCUGACUGCCUCUCCCUCGCCACCCUCUUGGAAUCCAGGGGCAUCCUGGCACUGAAGAAAGCCAAGGAAGCCAGGCUCACAAAGGUUUCCCUGAAGAUAGAGGAGAAGGACGUGGAACAUGCCCUCAAGGACGGCGUCUUGAUUGGAAACAUCUUGGCGGGGGGGCAGCUCUAGACUCCUCUACCUUGAUGCCUCUUUUCAAAGGGAUGUGGCUCUCUCCGGGUCCUAGACAAAUAACUGCCUGGGCUCCGUUGUCCGCGGUAACAACCUUCGCUGAAGGUCACGCUGAGCCAUGGCAGUGGAGCGUUUAAAAGGAUGAAUUUGAUCUGCCUUCAGCUCACGACAUCUCGUUAUAAAGCUGCCUCGUUUGUUUUUAACUGUAUCCUUGUUUUUAAAUAUGCCGCCGGCUGAGGUGGCUAAUGCCUGAGUCUGAGACAAAGCCAAAGUGACCCUCCUUGUGGUGGAUUUGGAACAGUUUGUGAAUGGCUGCAGGCCCUAUGCCGAGCCUCUUGCAGGGCUCCAUUUCCCUCUUGGAUCCAGGAUGUUUGCUGGCCGUCCUGACAUCCUUUCCCCACAACCUGCACGUACGCCAUCAUGUUGCCUUUUUUGAACAGCUGGAGAUCAAAGGGAUGGUGCUCAGGCAGCAAGAGUCUGUUUGGAGAAACGAAACCAUUAGCAGCGCGAGAGGCUGCAGGAGGAAAUGAGAUGGCAGGCGCUGCGCUCCCAACCCAGGCUCCUUUGAAGUCUAGUUAUUUCCGCGUAGCAGAUGUCGCUCUUAGUGAGGCUUAAUGUCUCUGGGGCUCGAUCAGGGCUUAGUCUGAAGCCCCGAGGGCUGUGUGUAUCUUACUGUUCAAGCUGUGGAUACAUUUAUUCCUACUUGUUUGUGACAUUAUGAAGAGUCACGUUAGGCCUCUUCCAAAAGACCCAGUUUCUUCUCCCCUUUCCUGUGCGCUAGAAACGAACAGAACAUCUGGCUUAUGACACCACCCAGCCUGCACCCUGCUCUGCGCAUCGGAGGUUCCUAAUCUCGGCAUUGGUUUUUAAUUUGAUUCUACUCUUCCCCCUCCCCUGCAUCCCUAAGGAGUGACCCACUUCAGACAUUGUGAUGUAUUCGCCCUUGGAGCAAGCUUUCUCCAGCAGGGGGCAUUCUUGUAGCACAAUGAACCGUGCUUCUUUCGCCUGAAAUAAGUUUGUAAAGUUUGAGGAAGCUGUAUUGCGUGUGUGAGGCCAAACAGUGUGGGGAUUCUGGGCAACCCCUUCUCCUAUCUAUUUUUAAAUUAAAAAGUAACCUCUCUGCGUUGAAAAUGAC